AUGACAGCACUACCUUCGAGACAUCACCCGACGCAACAGGCAUUAUAUCAGGUGAUGAGCGUCCGUGGCCCUCCGUCCACCAGGCCGGCCAUCCGCAAUGGUGUCCCGGUGGAUCCCGGCAGCACCGGCAGCUUCCUGGCAGAGCCAUGGCUGAGCCACAGCAGCUGCUGCCUGCAGAGCCCGGUGGUUAUGGAAGCCUUCUGGGGGCUGCUGGUUCGGGGUGCAGAUUUUAAUCAGCCAGCUGACAAUUACACAGUUUGUCAGGGGGACAAUGCAACAUUAAGCUGCUACAUAGAUCAGCAGGUAACACGCGUGGCGUGGUUGAACCGCUCCAACAUCCUGUAUGCUGGCAAUGACAAGUGGUCCAUCGACUCACGGGUGCAGCUGCUGACCAACAGUCCCUCCGAGUUCAGCAUCAUGAUCACCCACGUGGAUGUGUACGAUGAGGGCCUCUAUACCUGCUCCUUCCAGACGCAGGACAAGCCUCACACUGCACAGGUGUACCUCAUCGUGCACGUCCCAGCUCGGAUUGUGAAUAUUUCAUCAGCUGUGACCGUGAAUGAGGGAAGCAAUGUGAAUCUGCUCUGCUUGGCAGUGGGGAAGCCAGAGCCAACGGUAACCUGGCGGCAGCUAAAAGACGGAUUCACCAGCGAAGGGGAGUACCUGGAAAUCACAGAUAUCAACCGGCAGCAGGCGGGGGAGUACGAGUGCAUCACAGCGAAUGGUGUCUCGACACCUGACAGCAAGCGCGUCCUUAUCACUGUCAACUACCCUCCAACCAUCACGGAUGUAAAGGACUCACACCCUCCAAUGGGAAAGACAGCCCUGCUGCGCUGUGAGGCCAUGGCUGUGCCUCCUGCUGAAUUCCAGUGGUUCAAAGAUGACAAACACAGACUAAUUGGCGGGUUGGACGGAUUGCAGAUCCAGAACGAGCGCACUCGCUCCAUGCUGCUCUUCAGUAAUGUUACUGCUCGGCAUUAUGGGAACUACACCUGCCUGGCUUCCAACAACUUGGGCUCGUUCAAUGUCAGCUUACGGCUUAUCAGACCAGGUUCUCUGGACAACAUGGCAGUGGCCAGCAUGGAAUCACCCCUCUUCUUGGGCUUGCUGUCUUCUGCCUUUGUGACUCUGCUGUUUAAGAUUUAGGGCUGCUGGAAAAAUGAAGCAGAAGAACGAAAGGAACAGGUGAAAAGGAACGAAUCUGAGAAAGGGGGAGAAAGAGUGAGAAAGAGAGAGAGAAAGAGAGAUCUGAUUUCUGGAAAAGAUGAAGAAAGAGAUAAAUGAAAUUUAUCAAGAACCCCAUCACUGUGAGGGAUAGAAGAAAAAGAAAAGAAAACAAAAAUAUGCAUUUGUUUCUACAGCCAUUUAUCUUCACACUCCAUCUCAGACACUUCCAGUCGAACUUCUUAUUUAACACAACUGAAAAGACACAGAGCUCUAAAGGGUUGACUGCAAACAUCGCUCCCCGCCACCCCUCACCUCUGCGACUUAAAUAGAAUGGGAACACCUUCCUCCUUGGGCAAUGGGACCUUUCGUCUUUUGAAUGCACAGACCGCGGAAUGACGAUUUCACAAAGGGUUUUGUUGUUCCUGUUAUUUUAAUUUUUUAUUAUUACUUUUAUUCCUUCUUUUGCUGUUGUUUGGGAGUAAGGGUUUCAGCAGUUGACUACAUUUAGAGGCUUCCUUUUUUCUUUUUUUUUUAAUUUGCAAAGUUCAAGCUGGGCUGAGAAUCUCCAAAGUGAAUAGAAUUCAUGUUUCUCUCCAAAGUCUUUCAGACAGACCUGUGGGGCAUUUUCACAGUCUGGGGCUAGGAAAACUAUAAGCGAUAUUGUGAGGUUACUCAGCCCAGCCUAGGCAGGAAGCAGGUCUCCUUUUGGGCAUCAUGAGAGAGGCUGACGUCGUAUAAGCAUAGUCCACAUAAGUGGCCUGAGGGCCCGUACUGAGAGUCGAACGCACAGCCCUUUGACACGAUGGCAUGCCAGAGUCUUUGGAAGAACUGUUAAAGUCACUGAGUCAAGUCCGCUGAGUAUUUUUGAAGCAUGAGAUUUCCACCCUUUAUUACACAGGGGUAAGAAUGACGUCUUCUGAGGGUGUUUAUUGCCAGGGGACUUUCUGUUGUCUGCAGACAGAAAGUAAGAAGAGGGAACAGUUGGCUUUAAUCUCUUUUUGACCCAGAGGUUUCCCUGGUUUUGACAGUAAUUGUUUUUUCAUUCAUUUGGGGUGGGGUAUAUAUUUCUUCUAGAAAAAAUAAUUGCUUGGAACAUCUGCAGCUCUUUAAAUCAAUAGCGUUCUUUUUUGUACUUUUCACAAAAUCUUUUCCUGGUGAUUUCCCUCAUGCUAAGGACUCCCAUUUUGCCUCUACUCCACCCACCCACCCACACACGUUAUCUCUCAACUGUAUCUUUGUUGAACGAAAGGACUGUGCACUUGAAAUUUUCCUUAUUUAUGUCUAUUUUCUUUUUUCUUUUUUGCUCUUCCUAGUUCUGAAGUUGUUAUUGUUGAUUGUAUCUUGAGACCGCCCUGACUUCAAAGACUCCCUUUCAGAUGGAAUUAUAAUCAGGGUUUUAUGUAUUCAGCACUUCGGCACUCACACCACAAAAAGCCCAACAUUUGGGAUGGAAUUUAGCAUUCAGAGAUGUCAUUUUUUUAAAAAAGUUUCUAGUCCUUACUUUUAUAAAGAUAAGUUCGAGAAUGUGUGGAUAAUACCAGUGGAUAUCGUUGCUGACUGGUGAGCCCAAACAGGGCUUCUUGUAGUCAUGGAUGCAGCAUUGCAUUUGACAAUUUGCCUGGUCAUCUAUGGUGACCAAGAAUUUCAUGCAGGUGAGUGAGUGGGCUGAUGAAGGAGGAACAGAUUCCUCCACCCCUUCUCCACUGUACUUUGUUUCUGUGCUACAUAUGAAGUUUUUCCCUCAACAACCAGUAUGGAAAUGCAGCAGUCUGGCAGAGCAGAGAUGGAGUGUUCCAUCUAUCCUCCACCAGCCUGCUUGGUAGAAGUCUUGAAGAGGCAGUGAUACAGACAGAUAAUUUUAGAUUGGAGUUGCAGGGGGUCUCUCUUUAGACAGUAAUGUGUAUUAUUUCACUUGCUUCAUACUGUGAUAAGGCAGCCUUGUUGUAACUGGGGACCCUCCUGCUCAUUCCACCAAGUGAGGCCCUGGACUUCUCCCCCAAAGUCCAGAAGCCCUGAUGGCACCACUGCUAAGAGGUUAAUAGCCCAUGUUUCCAUGCUGGUGCUGGAGAAGGAGGCUUUCCUCCUCAGCAGCUAGCACAGAAACACAAGGUACCAGCCCCUUAGCAGCACUGAC
Molecule: messenger RNA, 3301 nt
Organism: Rhineura floridana
Lineage: Eukaryota; Metazoa; Chordata; Lepidosauria; Squamata; Rhineuridae
Gene: IGLON5
Product: IgLON family member 5
Exons: 9
Coding region: 1-1146 (381 amino acids)
Biological process (GO): cell-cell adhesion
Cellular component (GO): cell-cell junction
Molecular function (GO): cell adhesion molecule binding
Source: RefSeq, a predicted model, not a curated record